Trichosporon asahii var. asahii CBS 2479 is the source of this 903-nucleotide messenger RNA. RefSeq lists its product as uncharacterized. The transcript is spliced from 4 exons. NCBI's taxonomy places the organism in Eukaryota, Fungi, Basidiomycota, Tremellomycetes, Trichosporonales, Trichosporonaceae. The coding region runs from base 1 to 903 and encodes 300 amino acids. The record is from RefSeq and is a predicted model, not a curated record.
AUGUCGAGGACACGCAUCCAGCCUAAGCGUGGGAAUGGGCCCCCUCAAGCACAAGUCUCUAAGGCUGUAGGCCGCAAGCGAGCCGCCGAACCUGCAGUAGCGGUCACACAGCCCGCUAAGAAGGUCAAAACGCAAAAGGCCAGCUCGCAGGCCAACGAGGACCACGCGCCCACGGCCGAGGAGCUGAUGGCGGCGGCUGCGGCUGCGAUCACGGAGUUCGACCAAGUGAUCGCGCUGACCACUACGACGAUCGAGAAGAACAAUGCGCUUCUUGUCUCAUUGUCCGCUAGGAUCCAGCAGGCGGAUGACGAGAAGAAGCUGAACUCCGAGAGCUCGCCUGAGGCUCUCGAACAGGCUUCGCGCAUCCCCUCGCAUACAUCAGCGACAGCGUCAACGUCUAGCCCGUCCUCUUCCUCUCCUUGGGCUGCAACUACUUUGGCGAGUCUUCAAACGCUCAAGCGCAAGCCUAACCGCGAGUACCGGGAGAUCUUGGAGACGUUCCUCGACGGCAGAAGGACGAAGGGCACGUAUAUUCGUUUCAUACAUUCCAAGUCGUCCUUGCGCCGUGUCGCCUUCGUUGCCGAUCAGCGAGCUGAGGACGUGCCUGAUAUCAGCCUCCCCCUCCCUGCGGAGGAGAUCGGCAAGAGACAAAGGUUCCAUGGGCACGACUCGUGCUACCGCUUGCUCAACGUCACGAAGCUCCCAGACGGCUCUAUCGUGUGCGAUCCGCAUCUCGUGAAGAUGGUCGUGUCCACCGAAGGUGGACGUGAACGGUUCUUGUACGGCAUCGAGAAGCUGGAACCGGACAACCAACGCCGGUGGGAGGAUCUGAUAAGAUGGUUGACUCUACUGCCGUAUGAUAACUCCCCACCUGUAGAAUUGUCAGUCCCUGCGCGAAAAUAG